CCCCCUCCUAAAGAACACACAACCAUACUGCGCAGCUAAAAAGAAGUGAGAACUGUUUGUUGUUCUUCUUCUUCAUCGGUAGAUUGAUUCAGUUCUUAAUACUCAACACGCGCUGUAUCUUACAAGUUCUGUUUUAUUCAGUUCUUCUGCAUCUUACCAAAUAACCAUAAAAAAAAAGGUUCGUUUAACACUCUCUUUCUUAAUUUUUUCUUUGAAUUUCAUUUAUUAAACAAAACAAUGAGUUCUCACAAGAUCCUUUUGAGUGUUUUCAACAAAACUGUUUCCUUUCCUUCAAAACAACACCAACCAAAUGAAAUUGUUCAUAAAAUUACUCAAAUCCUCGUUAAUUAUUCCAAAACCAGUAAUAAUCCUGAUCUUCAUUCAAUUAUCUCCUGCAUCACUCCCCAUGUUACUUAUCGUGUUCUCUCUCAACCUAUUCUCCAACCUCACUCUUGCCUAGCCUUUUUCCAUUUCCUCAAAACCCAACAUUCCAACAUUUCACUUAAACCUGACCUCAAGGCUCAUUUGAUUCUCAUUUCUCGACUUUUCGAAGCUCGGAAAUUUGCUACCAUGAAGAGUAUUUUAAAUGGUUUGGUUACUGAUUCAGAUAUUGAAUGCCCCGUUUCGAGUAUUGUUGAUUUGGUUGAUGAAUUUGAGUCACAUUUUGUUGAGAAGUUUUGUGAUAUGUUGUUUAGGGUUUGUUCUGAUAAUAGGUUGUUUGAUGAGACGAUUAGGGUUUAUGAUUAUGUGGAGGAAAAAGGGUUGGUGAUAGAGGAGAGAUCUUGUUUUGUGCUUUUGCUUGCUUUGAAGAGAUGUGGCGAGGUUGAUUUUUGUGUUAGGUUUUUCCAUCGGAUGGUUGAGUCGAAUAAAUUUGAAAUUAGGGUUCAGUCUUUGACGCUUGUGAUUGAUGUGUUGUGUCGGAGAGGAGAGGUUGAGAAAGCUAAGGAGUUGAUGGAUGAGAUGGUGGGGAAAGGUAUUGUGAAACCGAAUGUGUUUACUUACAAUACACUGUUGAAUGCGUAUGUUGGGAGAAAGGAUCGAAAGGGAGUUGAUGAGAUAUUGAAGUUGAUGGAGAAGGAACAAGUUGUUUUUAGUGUGGCUACUUAUAGUAUUUUGAUUCAGUGGUAUUCGAGUUCUGGUGAUAUUGAGGAAGCUGAGAAGAUAUUCGAGGAAAUGCGUGAAAAAAAUAUAGAAAUGGAUGUUUAUGUUUAUUCGUCGAUGAUAAGUUGGAGUUGUAGGUUAGGAAAUAUGAAACGGGCUUUUGCUUUGUUUGACGAGAUGAGUCAGAGAGACAUUGUUCCUAAUGCGCAUACGUAUGGUGCCUUGAUUGGUGGAGUGUGCAAGGCAGGUCAAAUGGAAGCUGCUGAAAUCUUGUUGUUAGAGAUGCAAAGUAAGGGAGUUGACCUAAAUCUAGUGAUAUUUAACACAACGAUGGAUGGUUACUGCAGACGAGGAAAGAUGGAUGAAGCUUUGAGGCUGCAAGCGAUCAUGGAAAAAAAAGGAAUCAACGCAGAUGUGUUUACAUACAACAUUCUUGCAAAUGGGCUAUGUAAAUUGCACAGGUAUGAUGAAGCAAAGUGUAUUUUAAAUUCAAUGGUAGAGAAAGGUGUUAAACCAAAUGUUGUGACUUUUACUAUGUUUAUCGAGAUAUACUGCAAGGAAGGAAACCUUGCUGAAGCUGAGAGGUUAUUUAGGGAUAUGGAGAAAAAGGGAGAAGUGCCAAACAUUAUUACAUAUAACACUCUGAUCGAUGCGUAUUGCAAGAAAGAAAAAGUGAAGCAAGCACAUAAGAUAAAAUCUGAAAUGAUAAACAAGGGGUUAUUGCCAGAUUUAUAUACAUACUCAUCACUAAUACAUGGGGAAUGUAUUGUUGGCAGGGUAGAUGAGGCACUUAAACUUUUCAAUGAAAUGAGGUUAAAGGGUAUAACCAGAAAUGUUGCGACAUAUACAUCAAUGAUAUCAGGUUUAUCCAAAGAGGGGAGAGCGGAUGAAGCUUUUAAGCUGUAUGAUGAGAUGAUGAAAAUCGGCCUUAUACCUGAUGAUAGAGUUUUCACUUCACUUGUUGGCAGUUUUCACAAACCCCUCACUCAUGCUGGUCUAGAGCAAACAUGAAUAGGAGAAACAAAAUUAUAUACUUCUGGUAGCUUAGUAGGGUUGAAUUUUUGUCUGUCAAAUGCACGCGGGAAGGAAGGAAAGAAAAUGGUGGGUAAUAGUGUGAGAGAAUGAUGAUUUUCUCCUUGAAGUUCAAGCUAGAAGACCUGUGUUGAGGGGAAAAUUGAUCUAUAACAGUACCCAAUUAGAGCUUGGAAAUGAGGAAAAUGUGCAAAUAUUCUGGCCUUGGUAAGCAUCCAGAAGGCGUCAGAUUCAGACUCAGUUCUGCGAAGGGCUGAAUAGCUAUGCGACUAUGGGAGCUCAGUGAAGGUUUUGUUGACUAAGCAUUGCUGAUAUUGAAGGAAAACUGUUGUACAUGGCCAUUGAUUUCUGCUGAACAUGAUGGACAGGUUUCAUUUUUACCUCGCAAUUGGUUUCCACCCACUUGCAUAUGUCAGAGUGUUUGUUUUAAAUAUCAGUUGCAAAAACUAUAUAUUAUAAUAGAUUCUACAUCACAAUAUUUCUAUUUGUCAUGCCACCUUUUUUUUACUGAGAUUUGACCUUUAAAGGAAUUCAUGCUUGAUCUUUUUUCAUCUAUUAACUAUUCCUUUGAAUUAUCGGUGAAAUAUGUUUAGACGCACUAAGUGCAGUCGGCUGAAAAUUGUAUUGUGCAAGGAAGGCGACCCGUGUUUGAGACUUUGUAUAAAGGGAAAAUUAUCAAAAGGGAGUGGUAAUAACACUGGUUCGCAAGGGAGAAGGGGAAUGAAUCAUGGGUGGUUAUGGCCCGAGGUGACUCAAAGGAGUAUUAUGUUGUUUAAUUUACAGGCUGUUUACUUGUGUUGCUCGGGUUCUUGAAUUAUUCUGUCUAAACAAAUUGUUGUUUGAAUAGGUAAACAUGUUUAGACUGGGAUUCCCUUUCAAAGUGUUGUUAGUCAUACAUAGAAGAAAAUAGAGGUUUGCUCAAAUUCCACCUUUAUAGCGUAGCUAUAGUCAUUAUUUGACAACACUUUAUUCUAAAUAGUGUAUCACAGAAUAAUAGCUACUUUGUCGAAUUCUGCUACGACAUAGUUGCUAUUUGAUAACACUGUCUUCUAGUUGGAAAGUCUCGCAUUGGCCACAAUUAUACAUUUUGGGUUGUGUGGUCAAUGUUGCGUUGGAUGUGUUAAAACUACACACGAUAGGAUAACAUUAGAGAGAGAUUUGGGGUAGCAUCUAUAGUAGAAAAGAUUGUGGAAACUUGGCUUAGGUGGUUUGUGCACAUAAAGAGAAUACCUGUAUAUUUUGUACUGAGGAGAGGAAGACCUAGAAAAACUAUGCGAGAAAUUAAACUACAAAGAAAGAUCUAGAAAUUAAUGAGUUAGAUAGAAAUAUGGUAUAUGAUAGAGCACUAUGUUUGAUCCAUGCUGCCAACCCAAUUAGUGGGAUAAAGCUUGGUUGUUGUUUUGUUGUUGACCAACGACGCACAAUUCAACUGUGUAUAUCGAAUCAAUUUUUCACAUUGAAAUGUGUGAGCUGUUUAAUCUUGAUUGGAUUAUCUGAGAUGUAUGACUGCAACAAAUAAGUGAUUUUCCAACUGCUGGGAAUUCAUAUUUGAACAUAUUAUUGGUAUUAUUGACAUUUAGGGAGUGUUAUUCAACUAGUUAGCAAGAAGUGAUAAAUUGUGGUGAUGCCUUUCUAAAAAUGGGAUCGAUCAAUAAGACUGGUGUAAGCAGUGCCAGAAUCAUCUUAAAGGACUAAAUUGUAUAGUUUCUUCUCAUCGUAUAAAUUUGUAUGAAAAUGUCUUCUAUAGCUGUAAAUUGAUUUUUAAAGAGAGCUAUAGGUUGUUGUUUUUUGGGUGAAAAGUAGUCUUGUUUCAAGAAGGAAGGACCUAUAGCUGCAAGCACUGUCAUACAUUAUAUUUGUACUGAUGAAUGCUUUGCACUGCUGAGUAAUUUAGCAAAGUUACAAUGCUUGUAUGUCGUUGCUCUAGCGAGAUAUAGUACAUGCAUCUUUGAUUUACCAAGAUCAUAAUUGCUAACUGGUGUGAACACUUAGGAAGUGUUGCGAAUUGCAGCUUAAUGUUCAAAAUCUGCUUAAGGUGUUGUAGCUGUUAUAGCCUUUAUUUGACCAGACUUUGCACUAUAUAGUGUACUAUGGAAUAGUAGCGAUUUGUUUAAAUUCUAUAGCUGCUAUUUGACAACAAUGUCUUCUAGUUAGAAAAUCUUGCAAGAAAUACAUUUGCCGCGGAUAUACAUUUUAGGCUGCUUGAUUAGUGGUUCACAUUGUAAGUUGCAACUGUCUAUUUUGAAUCGAUUUAUCUUCAUCAGACGGUCUGAGAUGUUUGACUGCGGCAAACAGGUGAUUUUCCAACUGCAGGAAAUUCAUAUUUGAACAUAUUGUUGGUAUGGCAGUCUCAGAAGUGUUAUUCAACUAGUUGUGUAUUUUCAGUCACAUAUGUUCAUCCAACAAGCUGUUGGUUCGUCUUGAUACUGUUAAGACCACUUUCAACUUGCAAUGGAUCUUUCAUGUGUUCGUUAUAAAACAUACUCACUCCAAUCUUGAUUAUAAACAAAAAUAAUAAAUUUCAAACUCAAUAUGAUAUAGUAAAGUGUUUGUACCAAAAAGACACAGUUAAGUGCAAUUCUUUUAACUU
Medicago truncatula (barrel medic) is the source of this 4723-nucleotide messenger RNA. Its product is annotated as pentatricopeptide repeat-containing protein At2g32630. Gene Ontology annotation, molecular function: protein binding; mRNA binding. The coding region runs from base 238 to 2112 and encodes 624 amino acids. The record is from RefSeq and is a predicted model, not a curated record. The transcript has 2 exons. Lineage: Eukaryota; Viridiplantae; Streptophyta; Magnoliopsida; Fabales; Fabaceae.